CGAUCCCCACGCAUUUUCACAAACACCUUCUCUCCAUAUCUCUCGAUCUGCAGAAGAAGAAGAAGAAGGAAGAAAAGGAGCCGGCGACCAUGCCGUACUACCACCGCAGCGAGGAGGACGACCUCGAGUUCGACGAGUACGACCCCACCCCCUUCGGCGGCGGCUACGACAUCACCCUCACCUACGGCCGCCCACUCGAGCCCUCCGAGGAGAUCUGCUACCCCUCCACCUCCUCCUCCGGCGGCCUCGACGACGACUACGACCGCCCCCACUUCGCCUCCUCCUACGACAAGCCCUGCGCCUACGCCGAGGACGCCCUCCGGACCGAGUACAGCAGCUACGCCCGCCCCAAGCCCCGCCCCGGCGGCCCCCCCUUCGGUGGCCCCCCCUUCGGCGGCCCACCUCCUCCCCAGCCGGGCUUCGGCGGUCCCGCCGGCAUGGACAGGCCCGGAUUCGGCGGGCCCGGCGGUCCCGGCCCGGAUUUCGGACCUGGGUAUGGCGGGAUGCCGGAGGAGCCCGGCUCCGGGUAUGGCCGCAAGCCUGAUUAUGAGAGGCCUGGAUCCGAAUACGGUCGCCGUCCGGAGACUGAGUACGGUUCCGGGUACGGAGGAUCCUCCGAGUACGAGAAGCCUAACCCGGAGUACGGAUCGGGGCGCCGUCCCGGAUCUGAGUAUGGAUCCGGGUAUGGCGGUCAGACCGAGUACGAAAAGCCCAGCUCGGAGUACGGAUCCGGGUAUGGCGGCCGGACCGAGUAUGAGAAGCCGAGCACGGAGUACGGAUCUGGCGGGAGGACCGAGUAUGAGAAGCCGAGCUCGGAGUACGGAUCUGGAUAUGGCGGGAGGACCGAGUACGAGAAGCCAAGCUCGGAGUAUGGAUCCGGAUACGGCGGUCGGACUGAGUACGAGAAGCCGACCGCGGAAUAUGGAUCUGCGUAUGGUGGCCGGACUGAGUACGAGAAGCCUAGCACUGAGUAUGGAUCCGGAUAUGGUGGAAGGACUGAGUAUGAAUCUGGCGGGUCCGAAUACGGAUCUGGGCAUGGUCGCAAGCCCGGCUAUGGUGAGCAGGAAGGUGGUGAAUUUGGGUAUGGGGGGAGGCCACAGGGGACCGAGUUCGAGAGGCCGAGCUACGGCGGCGAUGAUGAGCCUCCGAGAAGGCCGAGCUACGGCGGUGAUGAUGAGCCUCCGAGAAGGCCGAGUUACGAGACCCAGGAAGGGGAAGGGUUCCAGAGGCCGAGCUAUGGGCGCUCCGAGGAGGAAGAGGGUUAUGGGAGGCCGAGGUAUGGGAGGAAGGAUGAUGAUGAGGAUGAGGACAAGCCCAAGAGGUAUGGGUAUGGCGAAGAGGAGGGCUAUGGCCGCAAGAAAUAUGGAGAUGAUGGCUCUGGUGAUGAUGAGGACGAGGAGAAGAAGCAUCACCGCUCCAAGCACCACCACCACCACAAGCACUCUGACGAUGACGAGUGAUCGAAUCCUCGAUCACCUCUUGGUGGGAACCCAUGCUAUAUUAAGCUACUAAAUAAAAGGUUUCGGGUAUUGCUAUGUGUGUGUUGUCUGUUGCUUCUGUCGUCUGCUUGAGUUCGUGACAUACAUCUGUGUUGUGUGUCUUUUGCUUGUCUAUCAAAUAAAUGCCCAAACAUUUCGGGUGCUUGAGGUUAUAUGAUAUGAUAUGGUAUGAUAUGAUCGUGGCGUGGGGUUGAUAGUUCCUCAUGUUCAUCAGA
Syzygium oleosum is the source of this 1714-nucleotide messenger RNA. RefSeq lists its product as uncharacterized. NCBI's taxonomy places the organism in Eukaryota, Viridiplantae, Streptophyta, Magnoliopsida, Myrtales, Myrtaceae. Gene Ontology annotation, molecular function: phosphatidic acid binding. The record is from RefSeq and is a predicted model, not a curated record. The transcript has 2 exons. Bases 90 to 1460 code for a protein of 456 amino acids.